Molecule: messenger RNA, 1359 nt
Organism: Podospora anserina S mat+
Lineage: Eukaryota; Fungi; Ascomycota; Sordariomycetes; Sordariales; Podosporaceae
Exons: 3
Coding region: 1-1359 (452 amino acids)
Biological process (GO): DNA repair
Molecular function (GO): polynucleotide 3'-phosphatase activity; ATP-dependent polydeoxyribonucleotide 5'-hydroxyl-kinase activity; double-stranded DNA binding
Source: RefSeq, a predicted model, not a curated record
AUGUCUCCGUCAAAAUCGUCCUUUAAGCGUUCAGCCGACAACCGAUCCAUAUCUCCACCUCCGCCGAAGCGCAAAGCCCAAACUGCCAUCUCGAAAAGUGCCGUAGCCAGCUUCUUCACGCCCGCCUCUCAGAAGCCGAAAGAGCCUACUGUCUGGUCAGAACGAAGUCCCGACGACAACUCUCCUGCCACCUUACUCGUUGCCAAGUACGACAAGACCGAGCCCGACGCCCCGGCCAUCAAAAGGAAGAAGAUCGCUGCCUUUGACCUCGACUCAACCCUUAUAGCAACAGCUUCAGGCAAGAAGCACGCCGGCGACUCUGCAGACUGGAAAUGGUGGCACGAGUCGGUCCCCGCCCGCCUGCGGCAGCUCUACCAAGACGAAGGCUACCAAGUGGUCAUCUUCACCAACCAAGGCGGCCUAGCCCUCCAUCCCGACCCCAAGACUAAAGCCCCCGUCAAGUUCACCAAGAACCGCGUCGCCGGCUUCAAAGCAAAAUGCAAUGCUGUCCUGGGACAGCUCGGGAUACCUGUCACAUUAUACGCCGCGACAGGCAAGGACAUAUUUCGAAAGCCUCGGCCGGGCAUGUGGGAGGAGCUUAAGAAAGAUUACAGCCUCCCAGAGGAGGAGAUAGAUCGGGAGAACAGCAUUUUUGUCGGUGACGCGGGCGGUAGGACAGCAGAGCUCAAAGGGCAGGCCAAGGACUUUAGCUGUUCGGACAGGAACUUGGCGAGUAAUAUCGGGAUCAAGUACCUCACGCCAGAAGAAUACUUUUUGGGGGAGAAGUCAAGGGAGUUUAAGCGGGAUUUCGACCUGGAGCAUUUCCCGUUGCCCGAGGAGGAGGAAGAGACACCAAGAUUUGAGAAGAAGCACGAGAAGGAGAUGGUCCUCUUCGUUGGCCCUCCUGGUGCAGGCAAAAGCACCUUUUUCUGGAAGGAGCUCAAGCCAUUAGGUUACGAGAGGGUUAACCAGGAUUUGCUAAAGAGCAAGGACAAGUGUUUCAAGACUGCUACGGAGUGGCUCAAGGAAGGGGAGUCGGUUGUCAUCGACAACACGAAUGCAGACCCCGAUACACGCGCCCAGUGGGUUGACUUGGCCAAAAAGCACAAGGUACCCAUCCGGUGCGUGUGGUUCAAGACACCCCUCCAUUUGUGCGAGCACAACAGCGCGGUCAGGGCGCUCAACAAGAGUCUGAACCCUGAAGAUCGACAGCUACUCCCGCAGCUUGCGUUCAACGGCUUCAAGUCAAGGUUCAGGGAGCCCAAGGACAAGGAGGGUUUCGACGACAUCACGGAGGUGGAGUUCAAGUUUAAGGGGUCCAAGGAAGAGUACGCCAUCUGGGGCAAGUAUUGGGUGUAA